Messenger RNA from Lathyrus sativus (Indian pea), 2124 nucleotides. Lineage: Eukaryota; Viridiplantae; Streptophyta; Magnoliopsida; Fabales; Fabaceae. The record is from the annotation of a GenBank genome assembly.
AUGGAAGAAACAUUUGUUCCUUUUCGCGGGAUUAAGAAUGACUUCAAAGCAAGAAUUAUGUGCUACAAACAAGAUUGGACCAGUGGAUUUCGCGCAGGUGCAAGGAUCCUUGCACCAACUACAUACAUAUUUUUUGCUUCUGCAAUUCCUGUUAUUUCUUUUGGGGAGCAACUCGAGAGAAGUACUGAUGGAACUCUCACUGCUGUGCAGACUCUUGCAUCAACUGCACUAUGUGGUAUUGUCCACUCGGUUAUUGGAGGGCAACCUCUCCUCAUACUAGGUGUAGCCGAGCCAACGGUUCUGAUGUAUACAUUCAUGUACAAUUUUGCGAAAGAUCGCGAGGAUUUAGGACACAAAUUGUUCUUGCCUUGGACUGGAUGGGUGUGCGUUUGGACUGCACUGUUGCUGUUCUUGCUGGCUAUUCUCGGUGCAUGCUCCAUAAUCAACCGGUUCACGCGCCUUACUGGUGAACUAUUUGGUCUGUUGAUUGCAAUGCUCUUUAUGCAGCAGGCUAUAAAGGGACUUGUGGAAGAGUUUGGUGUACCAAAGACACAGACAGAAGGUACCAAUCAGAUUGCACUCCAAUCCUCUUGGCUGUUUGGCAAUGGCAUGUUUGCUUUAGUUUUAUCGUUUGGCCUUCUUUUUACCGGUCUAGGAAGCCGCAAGGCUAGAUCCUGGCGUUACGGGACAGGUUGGCUACGAGGAUUUAUAGCUGAUUACGGUGUCCCCUUAAUGAUUCUUGUAUGGACUGCUGUAUCUUAUAUACCUGUCAACAAGGUCCCAAGGGGAGUCCCGAGGCGACUUUUCAGUCCAAAUCCAUGGUCUCCUGGUGCAUACUCAAAUUGGACUGUUGUAAAGGAAAUGUUGAAUGUUCCUCUAUUGUACAUUAUCGGAGCAUUUAUACCAGCGACUAUGAUUGCCGUGCUUUACUACUUUGAUCACAGUGUUGCAUCACAACUCGCACAGCAAAAGGAGUUCAAUCUAAGAAAACCUUCGUCUUAUCACUAUGACUUACUACUACUUGGAUUCUUGACCUUAUUCUGUGGGCUUAUUGGAAUCCCUCCUUCCAACGGCGUGAUUCCGCAAUCUCCAAUGCAUACCAAGAGCUUAGCUACUCUAAAACAUCAGAUUUUACGGCAUAAGCUUGUCUCUACUGCACGGACGAGCAUGGAGAAAAACAUGAACCUGAGUCAGUUUUACGAAAGUAUGAAAGAAGCAUAUGACGUAAUGCAGACACCAUUGGUUUCCCAAAUGCCACCCACCUUGGGGCUUAAAGAGUUGAAGGAGUCUACGGUCGCACUGGCUUCAAGUCAUGGAUACAUUGAUGCUCCUGUUGAUGAAAUCGUCUUUGAUGUGAAUAAGGAUAUUGAUGACCUUAUGCCAGUUGAAGUUAAAGAGCAGCGCCUCAGCAAUCUACUACAGGCAUCGAUGGUUGCGGCUUGUGUUGCUGCUAUGCCUCUUUUGAAGAAGAUACCAACUUCGGUUCUUUGGGGUUACUUUGCCUUCAUGGCAAUUGAAAGCUUGCCGGGAAAUCAGUUUUGGGAGAGAAUAUUGUACCUUUUCACUGCUCCAAGUCGAAGAUACAAACUGCUGGAGGAACACCAUGCCACUUUUGUUGAGACUGUGCCUUUGAAAGCAAUUGCUCUGUUUACUCUGUUCCAGACAGCUUACUUGCUUCUCUGCUUUGGCAUAACCUGGAUACCCAUCGCCGGGGUCCUCUUUCCAUUGUUAAUCAUGCUUCUUGUCCCGGUUCGGCAAUAUUUUCUUCCGCGUUUUUUCAAAGGACCCCAUCUUCAAGAGUUGGACGCAGCAUCAUACGAGGAAGCACCCGCCAUUGCUUUCAACAUGUCCUUUGAUGAUCUAAGUAACCAUGGAACGUCAGUUAAUGUCAGUGGUGGAGAAAUUCUUGAUGAGAUUAUCACGAGGAGUCGCGGAGAGAUACGUCGCACUCAAAGCUCUAAAGCAUCUAGUUCAACUGCAACACCAAUAGGAGGAGAUAUAAGACCUGCUAAUAGCCCGCAAAUAUCACAAAUGAUUCCUAGCCCUCGAGUAACCGCAUUGAGAGGGGAAAGCAGCAGCAUAGGAUCAAACGGAAAGGAGUUAAAGUUAAAGCAAAUUCCUUGA